This is a messenger RNA of Syngnathoides biaculeatus (alligator pipefish), 3830 nucleotides long. It is a transcript of the gene sel1l, whose product is annotated as SEL1L adaptor subunit of SYVN1 ubiquitin ligase. Gene Ontology annotation, cellular component: endoplasmic reticulum membrane. The transcript is spliced from 21 exons. Gene Ontology annotation, biological process: ERAD pathway. Gene Ontology annotation, molecular function: protein binding. Bases 407 to 2782 code for a protein of 791 amino acids. The record is from RefSeq and is a predicted model, not a curated record. NCBI's taxonomy places the organism in Eukaryota, Metazoa, Chordata, Actinopteri, Syngnathiformes, Syngnathidae.
GGAAUUGUGACAACCGGAAAAGCCAGCCACUAGUAAGCGCAGUGUCGGCGAUGGAACUGGUUGUUAUUAAACGAACAUGUUUGGAAUGAAGACGACGUACUUAGUUAACGAUUUGUAAACGGAGCUUUGUCGCACGUUUCCGCGUUUUUCUACGACGUGCGCAACGCUGAUUUAGUUAGCUGGACGUCACUUCAGCCACAGUGAAGCGUUCAGCUUGGCGUCGUUAGCAUCUUUGACAGCUAACAUUGAUAACACUUCGUCGUCCAUUACGGUAAGACACGGAGUGGCAGCGAUCGGUUUUGUUUUUCCCCUUCCCUGGCAUCGCUUGUGGCAGCGUGACGCGACCGUUGCUGAAUGUGCGGGGACGGAAGGGAAAGCAAUAGCAGCUCCAGCUAGCGCGCUAGCUAUGGCGAGAGCUUUCUUCAUUUGUAGCCUUCUCCUCGUCGCCUUCGCCUGCGGAAUCACAGCUGACGACGCGGACGACAGACCAGAGCUGAAGUCCUACCACGAUCCCGAAUCGGAAGAGGAUGACGUCCCUUUGAACUCCAAAACGGCAACGCCCCCUUCUUCUUCUUCUUCUUCUCCUCCCGUCGCCGCCGCUCAGAAUGUGCCAGAAGAAGAGAAGCCGCCGGGAGACGUUCUGCCGGGAGAAGAGAAGGAGGACCUGCCAGAGCAGCACGUAAAAGUAGAAAAACCCAAAGAAGUUCCCGUGGUGAACGGCGGCACGGCCGACGGGGAGCCGUGCGUCUUCCCCUUCCUCUUCCAAGGCGACGAGUACUCGGACUGCACCACCAACGGCCGAGGGGACGGGCGGCUGUGGUGCGCCACCACCUACAACUACGACCGCGACAAGAAGUGGGGCUUCUGCGAGACCGAGGAGGAGGCGCAGCUGAGGCUGCAGGCGGAGGAGGCGGAGGACGAGUACCAGACCUUCCUGCACAUGCUCAACGGCACCACCAGGAAGAGCCAGAGGAAAGCGCUGUACGAAAAGUUGCUGAAAGUGGCGGAGGGAGGCCACCAGCGGGCCAUGGAGAAGGUGGCGUACGCGAUGUUGUUCGGCGACUACAUGAGUCAGAACAUCAGCCGGGCCAGGGACAUGUUUGAGAAGCUCGCCGUGGACGGCUCCCCCAAAGCGCAGACGGCUCUUGGAUUUCUGUAUGCUGCAGGACUUGGCGUGAAUUCCAGUCAAGCAAAGGCUUUGGUCUACUACACUUUCGGCGCCCUGGGAGGGAACCUGAUCGCUCACAUGAUUCUGGGCUACAGAUACUGGGGCGGUGUGGGGGUUCCCCAAAGCUGCGAGUCUGCGCUGACGCACUACAAACUGGUGGCCAAUCAGGUGGCCAACGACGUGUCGCUGACGGGGGGCUCGGCCGUGCAGAAGAUCCGGCUGCUGGACGAGCUGGAGAACCCGGGGUCCACCAGCGGCAUGCUGGAGGAGGACCUGAUCCAGUACUACCAGUUCCUCGCCGAGAAAGGGGACGUGCAAGCGCAGGUCGGACUGGGCCAGCUUCACCUGCACGGAGGACGGGGCGUAGAACAGAAUCACCAGAGGGCGUAUGACUAUUUCAACCAGGCAGCCGAUGCGGGAAAUACACAUGCCAUGGCGUUUCUGGGCAAGAUGUACAGUGAAGGAAGCGACUUCCUGCCUCAGAACAACGAGACGGCCCUGAAAUACUUCAAGAAAGCUUCAGACCUGGGUAACCCAGUGGGCCAGAGCGGCCUCGGCAUGGCCUACCUGUACGGACGAGGUGUCUCGGUGAACUACGAGCUGGCGCUGAAGUACUUCCAGAAGGCCGCCGAACAGGGCUGGGUGGACGGGCAGCUGCAGCUGGGCACCAUGUACUACAACGGCAUGGGCGUCAAACGCGACUACAAGCAGGCGCUGAAGUUCUUCAACCUGGCCUCGCAGGCGGGCCACAUCCUGGCCUUCUACAACCUGGCGCAGAUGCACGCCACCGGCACCGGCGUCAUGCGCUCGUGUCACACGGCAGUUGAGCUGUUCAAGAACAUGUGCGAGCGCGGCCGCUGGUCCGAGCGCCUGCUGACGGCGUACGGCAGCUUCAAGGAGGGCGACAACGACGCGGCGCUGGUGCAGUACCUGCUGCUGUCCGAGCAGGGCUACGAGGUGGCCCAGAGCAACGUGGCCUUCAUUCUGGACCAGAAAGGCGCCAAGAUCUUCAACGAGAACGAGACUUAUCCCCGGGCUCUGCUCCACUGGACGAGAGCCGCCGCUCAAGGUUACACAGUAGCCAGGAUCAAACUGGGCGACUACCACUUUUACGGUUUCGGGACCGACGUGGACUACGAGACGGCCAUCAUCCACUACCGGCUGGCCUCGGAGCAGCAGAACAGCGCUCAGGCCAUGUUCAACCUGGGUUACAUGCACGAGAAGGGACUGGGGAUCAAACAGGACAUCCACCUUGCUAAGCGUUUCUACGACAUGGCGGCAGAGGCCAGCCCUGACGCCCAGGUGCCGGUCUUCCUGGCUCUGUGCAAGCUCGGCCUGGUCUACGUCCUGCACUACAUGCAGGACCUCAAUCCGAGGGAGCUGGUCUCUCAGGUGGACCUGGACCAGCUCCUGGGCCCCGAGUGGGACCUCUACCUCAUGACGGUCAUCGCACUGCUUCUCGGCACCGUCAUCGCCUACCGCCAGCGCCAGCACCAGAUCAUGAUGCCCCCUCGGCCCCCCGCGCCUGCGCCCGCGCCGGCGCCGCCUCCCCCCGCGGCCGAGACCCCGCAGGAGCAACCGCGAGCCGCGGCCGAGGAAGAGCAGCGGCAAUGAGAACAGGUGGGAUCGGACAAACACUCGACGCGCCCGCACUCGGGCUCGCUUUGGAAGACUCGAAAUGGCCGCCGGCGUGUGCAGUUUCUUCAACGGAGAACACAGACGUGGGACUCCUGCGACUCGGGAGGGAACCAAAGACGCUCUGGGCUCCAAAUGAUCAAAGAAAAUAAUAACACUCUUCUAUUUUCAAAUUCAUGGGGUUGAGGGUUUUUUUUUUCGGGUUUUUUUUUUUCUCCCCUCAACAAACUUUUCUUCAGGCAUUUUUCAAUGGAUGUUCAGUAGUUCCAGAAAUUGUAAAGCUAAACAAACUUUAAUUUAUGCAACAGAUGAAGAGAGAUAUUCCAGACUUUUUUUUUUUUUUCUGCCACAUUAUUUGACUUUAAUUCCUCAUAUGCAGUGAGGACAAUAAGUAUUUGAACACCCUGCGGUUUUGUAAGUUCUCCUACUUUGAAAUCAUGGAGAGGUCUGACUUUUUUUUUUUUUUUUUUAUCUUAAGUGCACGUCCUCUGGAAGUUUUUCUAAUAAUUAUCGCUCCAAAUGAGCAUUUCAAAUCAAUAUUAGUAUUUGGUACAUUAGCCUUUGUUUUCAAUUCCUGAGGUCAAAUGUUUUCCACCUAACCUAUCAGGCAGGUUUCUGGGCUGUUGCUGAGAAACGCAGAGUUUGAGGCUCCCUCCAAAGAUUUUUGAUGGGGUUUAGGUCUGGAGACUGGCUUGGCCUCGCCAAGACCUUGAACUCACGGAGCCACUUUUUAAUGAUCCUGGCUGUGUUGUUCGUUUUGGAAGACGCAGCUUCAAUCCUCUUAACUGAAGGAAGGAAAUUGUUCCCCAAAAUGACUUUUUAGAGGCGGACUAACGGGUCUUUGCGGGCCAGAAUUUUUGAAAUACUUAUUUGCACCACAAGCAUACAAAUAAAUUGAGAAAAACGUACAUUGUGAUUUAUGGAUUUAUUUUUUUUCUUUCAUUCUUUUUCUUUCAGUGGACGUGCACAGAAGAUGAAAAUUUCCGACCCCUCCACAAUUUCAAAGAGGGAGAACCUGCAAGUUGGC